This is a messenger RNA of Gloeophyllum trabeum ATCC 11539, 906 nucleotides long. Its product is annotated as DUF602-domain-containing protein. Gene Ontology annotation, biological process: mitotic DNA replication termination; site-specific DNA replication termination at RTS1 barrier. Gene Ontology annotation, cellular component: nucleus. The transcript is spliced from 2 exons. Bases 1 to 906 code for a protein of 301 amino acids. NCBI's taxonomy places the organism in Eukaryota, Fungi, Basidiomycota, Agaricomycetes, Gloeophyllales, Gloeophyllaceae. The record is from RefSeq and is a predicted model, not a curated record.
AUGGGUAAUGAUGGUGGCAGUAUCCCGGACAGGCGCGACCUUGUCCGCACCAAAGCAAAGGCUGAACAAGCGGACAAAGCGAACCAAACCCGCGCCCGCUGGUUCUUCUGCGCGCUCUCCAAGCGGCGCCUCGAAGAACCCAUCGUCGCCUGCCCUCUAGGCCGGCUCUUCAACAAAGACGCUCUGCUCGAGUUCCUGCUCGACCGCGCAAGCUACGGGGCAGACGGCGCUGCGGUUGCGGGGCACAUCCGCUCGCUCAAGGACGUCAAGGAGCUUAAGCUGACCGCGAACCCAGCGACGAAGGGCAAGGGCAAGGGGAGGGGAGAGGGCGAGAACGAGGAGACGCCGAAGUUCGUGUGCCCGCUCACGUUCAAGGAGAUGAACGGCGCGCAGCCUUUCGCGUACCUCGCGCCCUGCGGCUGCGUCUUCUCCCUUUCGGGGCUCAAGUCCCUCUCAUCUGCGAAGGAGAAGGAGCCAGGGAAAGAGGGCAGCACCACCCCAGAGAAGGACGAAGAGCAGCUCGAGCUCUGCCCGCAGUGCGGCGCCAAGUACUCCAAGUCCACCGACAUCAUCCCGCUCAACCCCUCGCCGGACGACGAGUCCCUUCUCCGCGCGCGCAUGGAGGCCAAGCGCGCCGCCGAGCCCAAGAAGUCCAAGAAGCGCAAGGCUGCCGAUCCCGAAUCCUCUGACCCGCCAAAGAAGAAGAAAUCAUCGCCCACGGCAGCGCCGACUGUCAACCCCAACAUCGCAGCGACGAGCCGCGCGGUGGUGACCAGCCUCGCGCUCGAGGAGGCUAAGCGCAAGGCGGGCAUGAGCGACGCCGUCAAGUCGCUCUACGGCGAUCCGUCGAAGCCGAAGCAGAAGGAGACGUUCACGACCAUGGGCACGUUCACGCGGUACGCUUGA